This is a messenger RNA of Ictalurus furcatus (blue catfish), 1831 nucleotides long. It is a transcript of the gene tmem229b, whose product is annotated as transmembrane protein 229B. The record is from RefSeq and is a predicted model, not a curated record. Lineage: Eukaryota; Metazoa; Chordata; Actinopteri; Siluriformes; Ictaluridae. The transcript has 4 exons. Bases 662 to 1219 code for a protein of 185 amino acids.
UAUGUGUGUGUAUGUGUGUGUAUGUAUGUAUAUGUGUAUGUAUGUGUAUGUGUGUGUAUGUAUGUAUAUGUGUAUAUAUGUGUGUGUGUGUUUGUGUAUAUUUGUAUGUAUGUGUAUAUAUGUGUGUGUGUAAGUAUGUGUAUAUAUAUGUGUGUGUGUGUGUGUAUGUGUGUAUGUAUGUAUAUGUAUAUGUGUGUGUAUGGUGUAGAUGAGAGGAGAUGAGAUGAGCGGAGAGGAGAGGAGAGGAGAUCUCCAGCAGAUCUCCAGCAGUGAAACAGUUAACACUGAGCACAGCGCUGUAGUGUCGGACGCCGGAGUGCGGCUCUGAGCAUGUGCUGUUCCUGCUGCAUUGAAGGAAAAUGUGUCAGUUAUCAUUGGAGAGGAGUAUAAGGGAGGAGAAAGGGAGAGAGGGAGGUUAGCCGGGGCAAACACACAACGAGAAGGAACCGAUACGACCAUGGUCCUGUUUUGUCUCGUGUCCUCUGCAUGAUUACAAUGAACUCGCACAGGGUCGAUCCCACCGCACGCGCUGCUGCAGCCCGACAAUAAAACACGUUGGUGAGUGACACAUACAUCAUCACUACUCUAAAACAUUCAGUGUGGGAGUCAGUGGACUCUUAAAAACCCCAGAGUUCUGAACGGACCCAUUGGCCCAGUCACCAUGGCAACAGCAAUGACCCCCGAGCCCCUGACGCCGCUGUCACGGUGGUAUCUGUACGCCAUCCAUGGCUACUUCUGCGAAGUCAUGUUCACGGCAGCAUGGGAGUUCGUGGUCAAUUGCAACUGGAAGUUCCCUGGUGUGACGAGUGUGUGGGCGCUUUUUAUCUAUGGAACCUGCAUCCUGAUCGUUGAGCACAUGUACCUGCGCCUGCGUGAUCGCUGCAAUGUCUUGCUGCGCUGCUUCAUAUACACCUUGUGGACAUACAUGUGGGAGUUUGGCACAGGGCUGCUGCUGCGUCAGUUCAACGCCUGCCCUUGGGACUACUCACAGUUCAAAUACAACUUCAUGGGCCUGAUCACGGCUGAAUACGCUGUGCCCUGGUUCUGCGCGUCGUUCAUUGUGGAGCGCUUGGUCAUUCGCAACACGUUGCGGCUGCGCUUUGACGAGUGGGCCGAGCCUGCCCAGGUUGGAAGAAGUGGUGGAGGGGAAAGAGGAGGAGCAAGGAGAGGAAGAGGAGCCAGAGGAAUGGCCGCUAAUGGAUAUGUGAAAGUGGACUGACUACAGGGCCUGGGAAACCUGGAGUCUUUGAGACAACGAUGAACUCCACCUUAUGCCUCAAAUGUGAGGCCAUCUGUCCAGCAACUUAAGCUGGGCUAAAAUUGGGUCAUGCAACAGGACAAUGAUCCCAAGCACACCAGCAAAUCAACAUCUGAAUGGCUAAAGAAGAACAAAGUCACGGUUUAUAAUGACCAAGUCAAAGUCCAGACCUCAACCCCAUUGAGAUGCUGUGGCAGGACUUCAAGAUGGCUGUGAAUAAACGAAUGCCCUCAACCAUCAAUGAACUCAAGCCACGUUGUAAAGAAGAGUGGGCCAAAAUAUUUCCAAAACAAAGUGAGAGACUGAUAAACUCCUACAGAAAACAUUUACUUCAAGUUAUUGUUGCUAAAGGUGUUUCCACAUGUUACUGAAUUAUACGGUGUACUUAUUUUCCCCCCACCUGGUUUCUGAAUGUUGGUUUACUUUAUAAGAAAAAAUCACUACUUAUUGAAAUCGUUUUUUGUUUUUUUUGUCACCUAUUUGUUUAUAGAAGCUGUUGAGGACCACACAAUUGUUAAAUAGACUCUGAUAAAUAAAACCAUAGAAUUGAAGGAAGGUGUGCUUUUUUCUCAU